GAGUCCAAUGACCUUUGUUCCUCUUAACCUAUGACCCAUGACGUGUACAUAAAAGACCGCAUUCUUCAGCUUGGCGCCACAAUCUCCACGCGUUUGGUCCAACCUGCUACCCGAAACAGCUCUACAAAACCUGCAAAAUGGUGCGGAUGAUCGAAACCAAGGCUGACUUUGACGCCCUCCUGGCUGAUAACAAAGACAAGCUGAUAGUGGUGGACUUCACAGCCUCGUGGUGUGGGCCCUGCAAGAUGAUCGCUCCUGUGUUUGAGAAACUGGCUGAAGACAACACUGAUGUCAUCUUUGUGAAAGUGGACGUGGAUGCCAACGAUGAGACAGCGGGUGCCUGUGGCAUCUCGGCUAUGCCUACAUUCCACUGCUACAAGAACGGCGAUAAGGUUGACGAGAUGACCGGAGCCAGUAAGGACAAGUUGAUUGAAAUGGUGGCCAAGAACAAGUGAUGAUGAUGAUGGUGAUAGAUGACUCGCCCGAGGUCUAACCUAGAGUUUUGCGGGUCCAAUCACGAUGAGAUGUAGGCAUGAUAGAAUAAUGUUUGAUUAGAAAAUUUGUACUUAGAAGCAGACACAAGGAGUACCGGCAUAAGUAGCUAGAAACUUCAGCUUUAUUAUUGCAAAAAGUGUAAUCUCCAGGCAGAUCCAACAAUGGCAUAAGAUAGUACCAAAUAAACUGGCCAAGGAGUAUAGUUAGCCAAGAGGUGUUCAUUUGCCAUGUAGCAAAACACACCCCUAAGCCGGCUUCACUCCUCUGCCAGCUUUUGAUACUAUCUUAUGGUACCGUAGGAUCUGCUUGGAGAUUACAAAAGUGCACGGUUUUAAAUUUUGUUUGUUUUUUGUGUACCGAUUUUGAUUUCUAUGUGUUUUGAAAUUCACCAUAUACAAUGAUUCAGAAAAUCCCCAAUACAGAAAUUCUAAUUUCGUGCGCAGUUCACGAGUUGUUGUCAACAUUCUGACCAUUUCACUGGUUGUCAAACAUUUAAGGUUAAAGAUUAAUCAAGAACAAAAGACAAAAGCUGAGGACUAGGAUGGCUGGGAGGUUUGCUCCAUAAAUUUAACUGUUUGCACCAUGUAAUAAAUUUGGUGAGGCUGUUUUUAUUAUUAUUUCUUUCUGUCUGUAUCAUCGUUUUCAUAUUCCAGAACCAACAAAUGAAAUUGGUAUGGCUCUGUCAACAAUUCAAUUUCAAAUGAAUCAAGUCCUAAGUCGACCCCAAAGAUUUGUGUCAUCCUCUGUGACCCCAAAUGAACCUGAAAUGAUAU
Branchiostoma floridae (Florida lancelet) is the source of this 1268-nucleotide messenger RNA. Its product is annotated as thioredoxin H-type-like. The coding region runs from base 138 to 455 and encodes 105 amino acids. The record is from RefSeq and is a predicted model, not a curated record. NCBI's taxonomy places the organism in Eukaryota, Metazoa, Chordata, Leptocardii, Amphioxiformes, Branchiostomatidae. Gene Ontology annotation, molecular function: protein-disulfide reductase activity. The transcript is spliced from 5 exons.